Molecule: messenger RNA, 2288 nt
Organism: Polypterus senegalus (gray bichir)
Lineage: Eukaryota; Metazoa; Chordata; Cladistia; Polypteriformes; Polypteridae
Gene: rrp7a
Product: ribosomal RNA processing 7 homolog A
Exons: 7
Coding region: 108-944 (278 amino acids)
Biological process (GO): ribosomal small subunit assembly; rRNA processing
Cellular component (GO): CURI complex; UTP-C complex
Molecular function (GO): nucleic acid binding
Source: RefSeq, a predicted model, not a curated record
ACGUCACUUCCGGGUCUGUAACGCCGGGUCUAUUACUGUCCCGUUGAAAAAACCGGCCCACGUGUUCCGAUGACGACUUCCACUUCCGGCUCAAACAACUGCGAAAAAUGGCGGCCCCCGACGUGAAACAUGCGAUUGGUUUGCGGGAGAUUCCUGGAGGGUUUACAGCAAUUCCUAUUUGCUUCCAGAAAACCAGUAGAUCCCACCAUUACUUGUAUGUGAAGGAGCAUAAGGUUAGAACAGAAGUUCACACCACCAGACCACUCGACAGAACUCUGUUAGUUCUCAAUGUUCCUCCAUAUUGUGAUGAGGCUUGCUUGAAGAGGAUACUGUCUCCUUGUGGACAUAUUUGCUCAAUAGAAAUGAGGGAUAAACCUGGACCUGUAGAGAAGGAUGACUCUGAACAGUCCAAAUUCUUCAAAGCCCCACAGCCCCAGGGUUUCAGUGUGGCCUAUGUAGUGUUCAGAAAGGCAUCUGGUGUAGCAGCAGCCAAAAAGCUGCACCCUAAAAAACCAGUAGUGCUGUCCACCGAUGAUCAUCCAAUAAAAACCGGAAUCAAGAAGUGGAUUUCUGAAUACAGAGACUCCCUGAUUAACACAGAAGAGCUGCAAGCUGAAGUGGAUGCCUUCAUGCAGGAGUACGAUAAGAAAGAAGCUGAGGAGAAACAGCGUGCAGAGGCUGAAGAUGGUGUACCUGAUGAAGAAGGCUGGAUCAAAGUGACCAGACAUGGAAAGCGGCCAGUCAUGCCACGAACACAGGCAGCAAGCCAGAAAAUCUUGGCACGUGAGAAAAAGAAGAGAGCAAAGAAAGAGCUGCUGAACUUCUAUGCCUGGCAGCACAGAGAGACCAAGCGAGAACAUAUCGCUGAGCUGCGGAAGAAAUUUGAGGAAGACAAGCAGCGGAUUGCAUUAAUGCGUGCCCAGAGGAAGUUUCGGCCAUAUUAGCAGAACUGAUCAAGUUAACAUGGCAACCUUCAGCCGGUACUGAAGAACCCUUUCUGAGGAUCAGAAAUAGGAUCUGCCUAAAUAGGAUUUUCAGUCCUUUAAAGGCAAACUUCAGAUGUCAUUUUGAACCGCAAAAGCCAUAUUUUUAUUGAUACUGACCAGCUGCAAGGCCCUGAAAAUCUUAAAAGCAGAAGUCUGUAGUUGGAGUCUGCCUAAGGCACAAUGAGCACAUACAAACUGCUAUGCCACAAUUUCUAAGUGGUUUUUAAAACACUGUAGUAGUUUAAAGCAGAAACCAUAACCUUACCUUUACAAUCGUUUUUUUUUUUCAACUGAAUAAAAAAGGAAAACCUUUUAUAACAGUACAGAUUUUUGUAAGUUUGCAUUGAAAUGAUUGUGCUAUGGAUGGAAAACCAUUGCUUUUUUGAGCUUGUGAUGAAGAUGAGUUUUAUAAACGAGAGGAGAACAUUCCCUUCAUGAAGCUCGUUUGGUUAUUUGAUAGUUAAGCUGACCGGCGUGACAUCUCAUCCAGGCACUUUUUAGAAAGCCUUCUGCUUCAUCUCCAUGUCUGUCCUUAAUGUAAAGAGGUACUUUGUGGCUUCAGUUUUAAAUGCACUGUGUGCUUCUUUAUUAACUGGAAGAACUCAGCUGUGUCAAUUCAUGGAUACCUUUUGAAAUUUUGAAAACUGGAUUGGGUCUCUUGUGCACCUUCUCUGAGUUUCUCAGAGUAGGAUACGAUCAUCUGUUAAGGUAACUUAGUUGCGUUUGUGUACAGCAUUUUUUUUGUAGAGAUGUCAAUAAGACUACUGGAAGAAUUCCAGAUACAGUCUGAGGAGAACAUCAGUUUCUUUCCAUUCAAAAAUGUUUACAAAACAAACUACAGUAAAAAUGCAGACUGUACCCCCAAAUGAAUUUUAGAGAUUGGUUUCUCUUGGUCUCUCUUCAGUUGAUAAUUAGCGUUCUCGGAGUGUAGCACUCUGCACAUGUCUAAACUAAACUGCAGGUUUCCAAGUCUCCACUCAGUUUUGAAGACUGGCCAAGUCUUUUUGUAUUAUUUUUGCUGUCUGAUCAGUACUCGGUACCCCCUAAUAUGAAUUAGAAAGACUGAGUCCUAGCACAGACCCCCGAGGCACUCAACUGAUAACUUCAAGACCCUGUGUAGCAUUUUCUACUUACCUAUAGUGUUUAUCUUAGGCUUGUUAACCAGCUUGAAAUCCAUUUUUAUUUAAGUUACCUUUGAUGUCAGAGCCUCCUUAUUGAAGGAUUAAUGAUCAGUUUGGAACUGUAUCAAAGGGUUUUUGAAAGUCUAAGUAAAAUUUGUAAUUGGAUAUAUUUGUUAUUCCA